This is a messenger RNA of Bicyclus anynana (squinting bush brown), 3641 nucleotides long. It is a transcript of the gene ine, whose product is annotated as sodium- and chloride-dependent GABA transporter ine. Gene Ontology annotation, molecular function: osmosensor activity; neurotransmitter:sodium symporter activity. The transcript is spliced from 9 exons. Gene Ontology annotation, cellular component: membrane. Lineage: Eukaryota; Metazoa; Arthropoda; Insecta; Lepidoptera; Nymphalidae. Gene Ontology annotation, biological process: neurotransmitter transport; glial cell growth; sodium ion transmembrane transport. The record is from RefSeq and is a predicted model, not a curated record. Bases 160 to 2346 code for a protein of 728 amino acids.
CAAUUGCCGCGACUGACAAGUCAACUCAACGUCAACUCAAGCCAGUCGGUCGGCCUGCUUCGCCGAUCUCGCUCGCUUGUGUUUGUGUAUUAUACAAAACGCGGUCCAGUGGCAAACGCGUUCAUCAAUUGUAAAGUUAUGACUUUGUGACGUAAUAUCAUGAGUAAAGCCGAUUCCUCGGCGGAAGGCGCCUUGCCUAGCGUGGCCAUAAACGUGAGCCACUUUGGAGAUCAAGAUCAGGAAUGUCUAAAACUUCUCGAGCCAAGUUCACCAGCACCUGUUUUAACGCCCUCUGGGCAAAUCCGCAAAGUUAAGAGUUUCACCGAUACACACAGACUCAGAGAUGUGAACGCCGCCUCUGGUGCAGCGUCCGCGCGGAGCCUACGCCCCUACGACCAGGUGACUGCAUACCCCGACGGUUCUGACAGCGGAACAAACCAUUAUGCUCCUUCUGUGCGUUCACUUGCGUCAAUUGGAAUGGGGUGUACCGAUGGUCGCAAAAUGGUCAUUCGAAGAGUUCCAACAUCGCCGACGGAACUGUUUCAUCUAGUACGUCCUCCUACGCCUCCAGAUGAAGACACAGCAUCCCACGAUAGUGAUUGUGGCGAAGAAGAAGAAGACGCCGAAACGGUGCACUUGAAACCGCGAAGACCUUUCUGGGCCAAUAAGAUACAAUUUGUACUGGCCUGCGUCGGGUACUCCGUUGGCCUUGGCAAUGUGUGGCGGUUCCCUUAUCUUUGCUACAAGAGCGGAGGAGGUGCAUUUUUGAUACCAUACUUCAUAGUACUCCUAAUAUGCGGCGUGCCUAUGCUCUUCAUGGAACUGGCUAUAGGUCAAUACACCGCUCAUGGACCCAUCGGCGCGCUCUCACAAAUAUGCCCGCUAUUCAAAGGUGCUGGUGUAGCGAGCGUGGCGAUCUCCUUUAUAAUGUCCACGUACUACGCAGUCAUUAUCGCUUGGGCCAUUUAUUACUUCUUCACAUCGUUCAAAUCAGAAGUGCCAUGGGCGAGCUGCUCGAAUAGAUGGAAUACACCGCAGUGUUGGGUUCCUAACCAUAACACUAACAUCAGUAAACCAAAUGGCUCUCAGACUCCCACCGAACAAUUUUUUGAGAAAAAGGUCUUAAGCAUGAGUGACGGUAUAGAAUUCCCUGGUGGCAUGCGGUGGGAGUUGGCAGCUUGUUUAGUUUGUGCUUGGGUGCUGGUUUACUUCGCACUAUGGAAAAGUAUUAAAUCUUCAGCGAAAGUUAGAUACAUCACUACAACUUUACCGUUCUUACUGAUUGUAGUAUUCCUUGGUCGAUCACUGACAUUGGAAGGUGCUAAUAAAGGUUUAAAGUUUUUCUUCAAACCUGACUGGGAGCUUCUGAAACAAUCAAGACCAUGGGUGAACGCUGCCUCGCAAAUCUUCAAUUCUAUCGGGAUCGCGUUUGGGUCCAUGAUAAUGUUCGCCUCCUACAAUCGUUUCGACAACAACUUCCUCCACGACACGCUGGCGGUGUCGCUAAUCAACGCGGUUACUAGUCUCAUUGUGGGCAUAUUCACCUUUGCCACUAUUGGAAACAUAGCUUUUGAGCAAAACACAUCCGUCAAAGACGUCAUCGCUGAUAGCCCUGGAUUGCUAUUCGUGGUAUAUCCCCAGGCUAUCGCAAAAAUGCCAGCAUCACAGCUUUGGGCUGUAUUGUUCUUUUUUAUGUUCCUCUGUCUUGGAUUAAAUAGUCAGUUCGCGAUAGUUGAAGUGGUAGUGACAUCAAUACAAGAUGGAUUUCCUGACAUGAUUCGCAAACGACUCGUAUAUCACGAAUUACUGGUGCUGUGUGUAUGUGCCGUAUCACUUAUAUUCGGGUUACCGCACAUAAUACACAGUGGCAUUUAUGUAUUCCAACUAAUGGACUAUUACGCUGCCUCCCUUACCAUCACAUAUCUAGCUUUCUUUGAAAUGGUCGCCAUAGCAUGGUUCUAUGGCGUAGACAGGUUGUCUAAAAACAUUAAACAAAUGACGGGCCAAUGUCCUUCGUUGUAUUUUCGAUUUUGCUGGCUAAUAGCAGCCCCGGCUCUUCUGCUGGCGCUUUGGGUGGUCAGCUUGGUGGACUACAUGCCGCCCAGUUACCGGCAAUACCAGUACCCCGCGUGGGCGCAAGUGCUUGGCUGGACCAUCGCAAGCGUGUCCCUACUAUGCAUACCAGUGUUUGCUAUCGUAGCCAUAGUCAGAUCGCCUGGAACUAGUUUAAGAGAGAAAUUACGUAAUUCAAUACGACCAACGUCGUUGUGCGACUGUGGAAUUGCUGAUUGUGAUUUAUGCUGCUCAGAAUCUGAACCGCCCGACGAUAAAGUGACGAUCACCUAGUCUUCGAUUUAAAUACUUACAUCUUAAAUAAGUAUCAAUAUAGUUAAGGUCUCUUGUACCUAUUGAAACAUAGAGUGUCAUCUAGAACAAUGAUAAUUAUACAAUGAUAACAAACUCAAACAAGACAAGCGAUGAUCAUUUUAUAUAAAUUAUCUUGAAUUCACUCAUGAGCCUGUUCUCGACCUCAAAGUAUGAUUUAAAAUAUGUGCUCUUGUAACAGUGACAUAGUUUAUAGCACUUCAACUGACGGUAAAUAGGUACUUCAGUGGACUUCAAACAGAUCUGUUGAUUGCAGUAGGUUAAAUGAGUGGCUAAGUAUAUAUUAUUUAUCAUACAGAUUAAUCAGUCCUAUGUGUAUUACAAUCUUUUGUUUUACUAAAAAUUUUAAUGUCAAAAUUGGUUAAUAUGUGGGUUUUAUUGAUACGAGUAGAUUAAAAUUUAAUUGGGUUACAAAUGGUUAGCAAAACAUCAAUAAACAAACAAAUGCUCAGUAUCUAUGUUGAUUAAGCAGGCCAAGCAAGCAUGAUGGUUAAGCAGGUUAGACAGGUAAAAAAAUAACAUUUUUUAAGGUUCAAUAGCUAUGCAAGGCAUGGACUCAUUAAGAAAUACAACACAUGAAAGUUCAUUGAUUUUAUUAUUUUUCUUAUAUAAAUAACUGAAUAAUAUAUUUAAUUGUUACCAAUGCCAAUGCCCUGAACUACCUUUGGCAAAAUAUGACACAGUUUGCAUCUUAAAGAUUUAUAGGAUAAAUUUUAUAUCUAUAGUACUUUGUAAACAUUCCAUUAGAUUAUACUUUUAAUAAUUACAUAAUAUAUUGUCCCUUUGUCUUUAUACCUGCUACUGUGAUCUAACACAUUCCAAAUACGAGUAAAUUUAUCUUGUUUUAUAAAAAAAUAUUAUAAUUAUUCCUUUUUUCUAACAUUGUUAGAAUAUUACACAAAUGGUAUCAGUAACCCUAAACACAUUAAAACCAGUAAGUACUACAGAGUACACCAGCAUAAUAUAAAUUUAAUAAAGGGCUAAUUAAAAUAGUUUUAUUGUAGAGUUAAACUCUAUUAGUCCAAGAUUUAAAUGUGAAUUGUAUGAAAUACUUCUAUGUAAUGUAAAUAAUAUUUUUAGUGUUUAAACCAUUGUGAGUAGUACUCAUACUUAUAACUACUUACUAUAGACGGCUGAAACUCCCAGUAAUUUUCUUAAGAGUGUUAUGAGCUAAGUAUAGGGAGUAGUUAUAGAAUUUGUUGUGAAUAAAAAUAAAUGUGAUACAAUAUUUAAAAGAAAAUACACAAGUAAACAAA